This is a messenger RNA of Salvia splendens (bonfire salvia), 1882 nucleotides long. RefSeq names its product molybdate-anion transporter. The record is from RefSeq and is a predicted model, not a curated record. Gene Ontology annotation, cellular component: membrane. NCBI's taxonomy places the organism in Eukaryota, Viridiplantae, Streptophyta, Magnoliopsida, Lamiales, Lamiaceae. Gene Ontology annotation, molecular function: molybdate ion transmembrane transporter activity. The transcript is spliced from 8 exons. The coding region runs from base 142 to 1530 and encodes 462 amino acids. Gene Ontology annotation, biological process: molybdate ion transport.
GUGUGUGAAUGUGCAUAUAUACAUACACGCGGAAUACAGCUAAACCUGAGUGAGGAUAAUUCGAAAAUUUCUCGCUCUUCUUUCAUUUUUCCUCGAUUUUUCUUUUUUCUCUGAACGAGUGAAGAGUGGAGGUGAGAGACAAUGGAGAUUUUCUACUAUAUGGUGUUCGGCGGCCUAACCGCGGUGGUGGCUGCGCUUGAGCUCAGCAAAAGUAACAAGGAUCGGGUUAAUACGUCUUCAGCUUUCAAUUCGUUCAAAAACAAUUACCUGCUCGUCUACUCGCUCAUGAUGGCUGGUGACUGGCUGCAGGGUCCAUAUGUUUACUACCUCUACAGUACAUAUGGUUUCGGGAAGGGUGAGAUUGGCCAACUCUUUAUUGCUGGAUUUGGCUCUUCCAUGGUGUUUGGAACCAUUGUUGGAUCUCUAGCAGAUAAACAGGGGCGAAAGAGAGCUUGUGUGACUUACUGUAUCACGUAUAUACUGAGCUGCAUUACCAAGCAUUCUCCUCAGUACAGAGUUCUGAUGGUUGGACGCAUUUUGGGUGGUAUUGCCACAUCUCUCUUGUUUUCUUCAUUUGAGUCAUGGCUUGUGGCAGAGCACUUCAAGAGAGGAUUUGAACAGCAAUGGCUCUCAGUAACUUUCUCCAAGGCAAUAUUCCUUGGCAAUGGUCUUGUUGCUAUUGUAGCAGGCUUGUUCGGAAAUUUGCUAGUUGAUUCUUUUAGUUUGGGGCCCGUAUCUCCUUUUGAUGCUGCUGCCAUAUUUCUUGCUAUUGGAAUGACUGUGAUAUUAUCAACAUGGAGUGAGAACUAUGGUGACCCUUCAGAGAGCAAAGACUUGCUCUCUCAAUUUAAGGGUGCAGCCGUAGCAAUUGCUUCAGAUGAAAAGAUAGCACUGCUUGGUGCAAUUCAAUCUCUGUUUGAAGGUUCGAUGUAUACAUUUGUAUUCCUCUGGACACCUGCCCUGAGCCCAAACGAUGAAGAUAUUCCCCAUGGUUUUAUCUUUGCUACAUUCAUGUUGGCUUCAAUGUUGGGAAGCUCGAUUGCAUCUCGCUUGUUGGCCCGCAACACAGUUAGAGUGGAGAGCUAUAUGCAGAUUGUAUUCAUCGUUUCAUCUGCUGCUCUAAUGCUUCCCAUAUUGACAAAUUUCUUAAUACCAGCAGCUCCAGAGAAGAAAGGCGGCAGCAUUUCAUUUUCUGGCUGUAUCCAACUUCUUGGCUUUUGCACUUUUGAAAGUUGUGUCGGGCUUUUCUGGCCAUCCAUUAUGAAGAUGAGAUCACAGUACAUACCUGAGGAGGCUCGAAGCACUAUCAUGAACUUCUUCCGAAUCCCACUCAAUAUCUUUGUUUGCAUUGUUCUAUACAACGUCAAUGCAUUCCCUAUCACAGUUAUGUUCGGUAUGUGCUCCAUCUUCCUCUUUGUGGCCUCCAUCUUGCAGCGACGACUUGCAGCAAUUGGAGAGAAGCCAAAGACUGAAGAUUGGGCUAUGAUGAAGGAGAGAAACAGUGAGGUUGAGCCACUAAACGAUGCUUGAUUGAUUUAGUUUGAAUCUGGGAUGAAGGAUGAUCAACUAUUUUCUGCCAUAAAUUGCAGACAGUAAGUAGUUUGUAGUCGAGCAUGGAGUAUUAUUUAAAUUAUUUGCACUAUCAGAAAAGCUGCAUAAAAAGAUGGUUGUGAGAAGAGGGGAGAGAGAGUCAUUUUUCUCUAACAGAAAUGUGCAAAUUUACACCAUACUACAAAUUUUGGAUUGUAAGGCUAGUCGAAUACUUCCCAUAAUUUCCAGUUCUACAAAUUUCAAGUAUCCACAUUGCCCAGUUUUGUAUCAGCCAUUUGCUGUUACUGUAAUACAAUAGCUUUGUCAAGCAAAUUUAAUUUGCUUUUGCCAA